CAACUGAUUAAAAUUUUCAUUAGGAAUUCUCGGUAGUGCUUGUGAAAUACAGGGCGAGUCUAAUAACACAAGAUUCUGUUGCCAGGAAGCCUCGAACAAGGACAGUAAUAAAACGCCUGCGAAAAACCCUCGCCAUAAGCUUCGCCGAUAUGGAAAGAACUCAGUUACAAAAGACUGUGGAAAGCCUGAAACAUCAGCUACAAAUAUCGCGGAUUCCAAUGUCGAAAGCUUGUAACGAUUUAAAGGAUUACUGUCAAAAGAACAUCAACUCGGAUCCCCUGAUCACACCAGUGGACAAGAAAGAGAAUCCCUGGGCCGAGAAAUCAAAGUGCUCGAUCAUUUAACACGAACGACAAACCCCAACGAAAUCUUGUACAUAUAAAAUAAAUACAAUCUUAGAAAUGCUUUUGUUGAAUAAUAAUAAUAGACGAAAAACGAGCUGGUUAGUUUAAAAUGUUGGAUAAAUUUUUACCACAAAACUGAGAAGAGACGUUGAAAGCAAGUGGAAAAGUUUCCAGAAAGAUUACGAACGCUGAACAACGAAAUAUGGUUGAAAACGUUUUCCAAAAUCAACACUGGACAUUGCCAGGAGCAAUUUUCUCUCGGUUAAUUUAACUUAAGCGUUAAAUGGGGUUUAUAUCAGUGACAUACAUCGAAAUCUGUAAAUUAUUAAACGUCCUGUUGUUACUAGUUUUGAGUAGUUGAAAAUAAUAAAGAAAAAGCCCCGA
This is a messenger RNA of Dendronephthya gigantea, 728 nucleotides long. Its product is annotated as guanine nucleotide-binding protein subunit gamma-e-like. The transcript is spliced from 2 exons. NCBI's taxonomy places the organism in Eukaryota, Metazoa, Cnidaria, Anthozoa, Malacalcyonacea, Nephtheidae. Bases 150 to 344 code for a protein of 64 amino acids. Gene Ontology annotation, molecular function: G-protein beta-subunit binding. The record is from RefSeq and is a predicted model, not a curated record. Gene Ontology annotation, biological process: G protein-coupled receptor signaling pathway. Gene Ontology annotation, cellular component: heterotrimeric G-protein complex.